AUGGAGGAGGCGGUGCCUUUGGUUCGGCCCAGGAUGAAGGAGGUGGAGAGGAGAAGAGGAGGAGGAGCAGUAGCAGCUCUAGCAGCAGCCUCUCUCCUCGUCCUCGUCGCUGUGGCCGUUCAUGGAGGCUCAUCGGGGUCCAGGGGGGUCAGGCGAGGAGUGCUGGCAGAGUCGCAGGCAGAGGACGCGUACAAGGAGUUGAAGAGAGUGUUGAAGGAGGACUCUCACAGUGGGCAGAAGCUCAGCAUGCAGAAGCUUCAGGAAGCAGCAGCACCCGCUGCUGAUGCGGCCGCUCCGGCUCCGGCUGAUGCUGCAGCUGCCCCGGCUGCUGCCCCAACCCCAGAGGCAGCUGCACCUGCUAAAGACGAGUCGCCCAUCAUGGAUCCUGAGGAGGCGAAGAAGAAGGCGGCAGAGAUGGCGAACAAGGCAGGAGAUGCCUUGAACAAGGCUGAACACGACCUCAUGGAUGCUGUCGACGACGUUCUUCCUGGCGGAGACCUGCUCUCAGCGCUCGGAUGGCACCUUGACCUUUGCGUCUACCUCAUCACCAUGUAUGCCAUCUACUACAUCUGGAAGUGCGAGAUCUGGCAGAAGUUCCUUCCUAAGUUCAAGUGGGACGAGGAUUCUUCUGCUGCCAAUGACAAGAAUAUCAAGCUGAACCAGAAGCACUCCAAGAUCGGGACUUGGUCUGACAAUCCUCAUGACAACCUUCCCAACGACCAAGAUCUGCUCUGGUUCAGGACGGCUCAUGGAGAGGAGCUGUACUGGAGUGAGAGCAAGAGAGUUCUCCCCGGAUUCAUCGACACGCUCAUGUGUGGUUGCGGCGGCAACGUGUACGCUCUGGCGGUCACCAGCAAGCGUAUUGUCAUCCAGAACGACAAGAGGUGCUUGUUCGGAUCGACUGUGCUCACAACCAACGAAGAGUCGAUCUUCCAUGAGCAUGUUCACAAGGCCUCCCUGCACACUGACGGAUCUCUCAACCUUGGUAUCUGUACCCUCCACUCGUCCGAGAUGCUGUCUGGAGGCUUCAACUGGAUCUUCCUCGGGUUCUUCGUUGACAUCGUCUUGGAAUGGAAACCGUCCCUUCUCAAGUUCAUCACCGACGAUCGUCUCGUCGGGUGGAUCAACAUGGUCCCCAAUGACGUUAUCUACAUGGUCUCUUCCAUCAUGGUGCUCUUCGGCGCCUUCCUCUUCGUCGCGCUGCUCUGGUUCCUCCUCGUCCCUCAGUCCGUCCUCGAGGUCGAGUACGUCAAGCAGGCAGGCGUGAAGACCUACACCAAGAAGUUCGAACUUCCUGUGCGCGAGGCUUAUCUCAUGCACGAUCACAUCAUGAGGGGAAUCUGUGAGAGGGUGUGA
Guillardia theta CCMP2712 is the source of this 1356-nucleotide messenger RNA. RefSeq lists its product as hypothetical. Lineage: Eukaryota; Cryptophyceae; Pyrenomonadales; Geminigeraceae. The transcript has 11 exons. The record is from RefSeq and is a predicted model, not a curated record. Bases 1 to 1356 code for a protein of 451 amino acids.